Paramecium sonneborni is the source of this 607-nucleotide messenger RNA. The record is from the annotation of a GenBank genome assembly. Lineage: Eukaryota; Ciliophora; Oligohymenophorea; Peniculida; Parameciidae.
UUUAGAUUAUAAUUAUAAUGCGAACAAUAACGAAGUAAAUUGAAUUUUGACAUUAGACCAGGAACGAUUAAGAUAAAUAAAAAUAAAGAUAAUUAUGAACAAUAUAAGAUUUUAGUUCUAGGGGAUCCAUUUGUAGGAAAGACUUCUAUUUUGGAUAGAUAUAUUAAUGGAGAUUUUUAUGAGAAGUAUAAUUCAACAAUAGCAGUUGAUUUUAAACAUGUUCAACCUUCUUCAAAUAUGUCUGUAUAUAAAUUGAUAAUAAAAAAAGCUUAAUUUUUGGGAUUUUAGUGGACAAUAAGAAUUUGUAGAAGUUAGAAAUGAAUUUUAUAAAGAUGCAAAUAUGAUAAUGUUAGUUUUUGAUUUAUCUUCCCGUAAAACUUUAGAGACUCUAGAUAUGUGGAUUCGUGAAGCAAAUGAUUAUGGAGCUGCCAAUAUUCCAAUUUUAGUAGUAGGAAAUAAAAAAGAGAAAAGAAGUAUGUCAGAAAAUGAAGGUUAUAAUUGGGCUAAAUAAAGAUCAUAUUAAUAUAUAGAAGUGUCUGCAUAGUAGAAUAAUAAUAUAGAUUUAUUAUUCAAAGUGAUUAAGGACAUUUUUACUUAAAAAAAAUGA